GUUUGGGCCAGAGACGCCGGCCGGCAAGUUCAGGUCGCGCCGGCGUGCAUUGCUCAAGUCACGCAUGUCCUUUCGCGACGCUACCGUGGUCAUCAUUGAAACCUCCAGGACAGGCAUUCGUGCCAGUCUUGGGCUUCAUGAACUCUUGAAGACACCUUCUGUGGAAAUUCAAGCUCGAGUCGGCAUUCGCAAGAGCGUAGUGAACGGUGAGGCUGCACAAGUGAACGGAAGGCCGCAAACUAUAGCAUCGACAAGUCGAAUCUCUUCUCUUCCACAGAAUUCCUCUCCAAACGCUUCCGUAAACGACUAUCUUGUUGGUCCUCAACUUGACGAGGCUUUGGCUUCAGGUCAGGAAAUCGUCCUCUCCUGGCCUUUCGCAGAUGGUGAUGUGCGGGAUUGGACUCAGGCUGAAGCUCUGUGGAAACACGUCCUUUUUAAUCAGCUUCAAAUCCGACGUGUUCAGAACGAAUCUCCAGUUCUUCUCUCCAUCUCUGCAGGCCUACCGAGAGACCACUACGAGAGAAUAUGUCAGAUAUUCUUCGAACGGUUCAAUGUCGCUGGUUUCGGUAUUCUCGAACGACCCAUGGCACAGAUCUACUCAACGAUUGGCUUGAGCGGCGUUGUGGUGGACAUCGAAUACGAAAAAACCGACAUCACGUCCAUUUACGAAGGUUUUAUUCUCAGGCAUGCAUGUACCACACUGUCUCUGGGAACAAGAGACUGCCAAAACUAUCUCGCCCACCUCCUUCAAUUCAACCAAUCCGUCAUGUCAGCCAUAUCUCCCCCAGAAGCUCCCCUUGAGCCAGAAGCACUCCGAGAAACUCUUUUAGCGUUAGUAAAGCAAGUGUGGGAUGAUGGUCAGAUAAAAGUUCCCUCUGAUGGAGAAAUGGCGGUUGUCGAAGACGAGGGCAUUACCGAUAUUGCAGCUAUUGUCGUUGCAGGGAAGGAGAAAGCGGUUAUCGAAAGUGGGAUGAAAAAGAAGGCCACCGCCAAAGCAUCUGCUGCCGAACAAGCACGGGCCAAGGAAAUUGAAGCCCUGGACCUCAUUACUGUGCAGUUCCAGGACAAAUCAAUCACUCUCGGUAAAGAACGACACAGGUUCUGUGAACCACUGUUUGAGCCCAGUGUUCUAUCUUCUCUUCCCGAGUAUACCAAUCGUCCGUUCAAUGAAUCGCCAAUCUCGCUCCAUGAAGCCAUCCACAUGGCCGUACUGCACGUCGACUACGACCUUCGACAGUAUGUAUGGGCAGGUGUCUUUGUGACCGGGUCUGUCACGAAAAACAUUAAAGGCAUAGGCGUUGCACUCCAAUCUCGGUUAGGCGUCUAUACGCACAAUUCUGACCUUCAGACAGAUACUCAGCCCCGUAUGGUUCGGCUUCUGACGUUACCUGAGUACUAUCCUGAAUACCGUGAUACUGGGGAAGGAUAUGCUGCGUUUUUAGGGUCAAGUAUCGCCGCAAAGCUUAUUUUUGGUGAUAAUUCCGGAAAGAAUUUUGUCUCAAAGGGAGAUUAUAGUCAGAAGGGACCACGCUCGAUUAUAGAGAUGUCGCCGUCACUACUCUGACAAUAUGACAAUAUGUAUUGCAUCCUUCGACUCCUCAGACUCUCGAUCACAAGAGCCAUCACCAGCCGAAUGGGAUUGCUUUGCCACUGGGUCAGCCUUGGCCCUGGUCUUAUACCCCAUUAUUGAACUCGAUUUCAAAGUCGGCCAAUCUUUGUUUAAGCUUUCAAGGUUCAACGCAACGCGAAUCUGAACAUCAAAUCUGGGAAAGAAACGUUACUUCAGUCUGCGCUUU
Molecule: messenger RNA, 1796 nt
Organism: Marasmius oreades (fairy-ring Marasmius)
Lineage: Eukaryota; Fungi; Basidiomycota; Agaricomycetes; Agaricales; Marasmiaceae
Exons: 5
Coding region: 65-1564 (499 amino acids)
Source: RefSeq, a predicted model, not a curated record